CCCUUGCCACUGCUUGCUUGCAUGUGAAGGUCUGGCACACAUCAAGAAAAUAAUGAUCAACAAAGAUCCAUCUGGACUACCCGCGGCCGGUGCAAAUGCCUACUGUCGUCUGCUCCUCGGUCAGUCUUGAUUGUUCGAGGAGUUCAAGGGGCAAGCAUGUCUGCCCUUCGUCGUCGGAUCGUCAACGUCCUACGGGACACGCCGUCAUCCUCUUCCAGUCGAGAUGUCACUCCUGAACCUGGAGAGGAGCUCAAACUUGUGCCGAGCCGAAAACUCGAGAAACUGAAAAAGGGAAAGAGUAGCAAAAGGAAGAGUGGCAUUAUAUUUGGACUGGGAGGCGUACUCGGGCUGGUGCUGGCGCUUCUAUUUGCACAGUCGCAAGAUGUCAUCAAACUGGAAGGACUGCUGGAGGUCAAUCUGGACAGUUUGAUGGACGCCAUUCCAGCAGGAAUUGUCAGCGAUGUGAAAGAUUUGUCCAAGGCAGAAAGAGAUGUGGUCAAUUAUGAUUCCUUUGCUGUCGGGCUCCAUUUACAGUCACAGGGUAUAUCGGCGCAUCAUCCAGUCAUUAUGGUUCCGGGAGUUAUCUCGACUGGGCUGGAGUCCUGGUCGACUGGUGAAAAGUCUAGGCAGUACUUUCGCAAGAGGCUUUGGGGAUCAUGGUCGAUGAUGAGGGCACUCGUCCUAGACCAAGCGGAGUGGAAGAAACAUAUUAUGCUGGAUAAAGAUACCGGUCUUGACCCUCCAGGCAUCAAACUCCGAGCGGCGCAAGGCUUUGAUGCGACAGAUUUCUUCAUCACUGGGUACUGGAUAUGGAAUAAAAUCCUAGAGAACCUGGCAACUAUCGGGUACGAUCCGACCAAUGCAUUCACGGCGGCCUACGACUGGCGUCUUUCAUAUGCCAACCUGGAAGUCCGAGACCAGUACUUCACCAGACUGAAAAGCUAUAUUGAGGUUGCUUACGCCACUUCCGGCAAGAAGGUUGUCCUGGUCUCCCAUUCUAUGGGUAGUCAGGUGGUCUUUUACUUCAUGAAAUGGGUUGAGCAUAAGGACCAUGGCAAAGGUGGUAAGAAAUGGGUCAAUAACUACAUUGAUUCCUGGAUCAACAUCUCUGGAUGCAUGCUUGGGACAGCCAAAGACAUACCUGCCGUCUUAUCUGGAGAAAUGAAGGAUACAGCUCAACUGAACGCAUUUGCAGUUUAUGGCUUGGAAAAAUUUCUGUCUCGAGAGGAUCGAGCAGAACUCUUUCGAGCGAUGCCUGGAAUUUCUUCCAUGUUGCCCAAAGGCGGAGACGCAGUCUGGGGCAAUAGUACCUGGGCUCCGGACGAUUUACCAUAUCCGCAGCAGAACAAGACCCAGGGGAUCUUUCUCUCCUUCAAGCCCAAACUCAACUCUAGCACAACGUUGCGGAAGAACAUGACCAUGGCUGAAUCGUUCGAAUACCUCAUGGAAAGUACAGAGCCUUGGUAUCAGGACCAAGUCAGACACGCCUACUCUCACGGCGUGGCACACACGACAUCGAGGGUAGAACAGAACGAAAACGACCCUCGGACAUGGCUGAAUCCACUAGAGGCUCGCCUUCCUCAUGCGCCGAAACUGAAGAUCUAUUGCUUUUAUGGGAUCGGGAAGCCCACUGAACGGUCUUAUUUCUACAAAGACAACGAAAAUCCUAUGCAGGGAAAUGUCAACGUGUCAAUUGAUACCUCUGUCAGUUCAGCAGGCGGUCGUGUACAGCAGUUAGGCGCCAUCGAUCGUGGUGUCGUGUUUGGUGAGGGUGAUGGCACGGUCAAUCUCUUGUCUACGGGCUACAUGUGCGCGAAAGGAUGGAAACAGAUCAAACGGUACAAUCCAGCUGGGGUCAAGAUCAAAACGUACGAAAUGCCACACGAACCCGACCGAUUCAGCCCACGUGGUGGGCCGAACACUGGCGAUCAUGUUGAUAUCCUCGGCCGGAGCAGUCUGAAUGAUCUGAUCUUGAGAAUCGCUGGAGGGCACGGGGACGAGGUCGAGGAGAAUUAUCAGAGCAGGAUAUGGGAAAUCAGCGAAAAUGUGCAAAUCUUUGACAAGGAGUGAUAUCGACUCAAGUUCAAUAGAGCAUGGUCCUUAUAGCAUGGCGUGGCGUUGGUUUGUUAUCGGUGCCUUUGAGCGAUCUGUUGGUUUGAGUUGGCGCGACAUCAAGAUACCCAGAGAUUAGCGGUGCUAGAGAGGCGCAGAACUUGUCGGAGGAUGAGGACACAAGUGUUGAACAAGAUCAACGCGUUCACCUAUUCGCAGACGCCGUAAACAUCUAUGGAUGUAAAUAGGACCGUCGUCAACUGAGUGACUGGAUGGCUUCCUGGUGCUUUCAACCGAGGUGCCUGACGAUUUCCGGUUUCGGGCAGUAAUGCACCAGAUUCGUCAA
Exophiala viscosa is the source of this 2398-nucleotide messenger RNA. Its product is annotated as phospholipid:diacylglycerol acyltransferase. Gene Ontology annotation, cellular component: perinuclear endoplasmic reticulum; cytoplasm. The record is from RefSeq and is a predicted model, not a curated record. The transcript has a single exon. Gene Ontology annotation, biological process: lipid storage; triglyceride biosynthetic process. The coding region runs from base 157 to 2070 and encodes 637 amino acids. NCBI's taxonomy places the organism in Eukaryota, Fungi, Ascomycota, Eurotiomycetes, Chaetothyriales, Herpotrichiellaceae. Gene Ontology annotation, molecular function: phospholipid:diacylglycerol acyltransferase activity.